This is a messenger RNA of Brachypodium distachyon (stiff brome), 3017 nucleotides long. RefSeq names its product lysM and putative peptidoglycan-binding domain-containing protein 1. The transcript is spliced from 4 exons. The record is from RefSeq and is a predicted model, not a curated record. Lineage: Eukaryota; Viridiplantae; Streptophyta; Magnoliopsida; Poales; Poaceae. Bases 1592 to 2611 code for a protein of 339 amino acids.
AUUAGGCAAGAAUCUAGUGGUUUGGUACAUCCGUUAGUACACCAUAAGUUCGGCAGUGGUGUAUCUGUGACUUCAUUUUCACCUAACUGGACAAAAAGCACAUUUUCAAUUCUAAACAUAAGUAAAGAGAAGAGAUAAGUGGAGGGGCACUAAAGUGUAGAAACCAACACAACUCAUGUUAAUUGCAGGUAUUUGGGGAUAAAAUUGCAUGUUAAUUUAUCCUAUUUCUACUGAAAUUGUUCAGGUUCGCCCAAAUGAGAUCAUAAGCAGCAUUAAAAUUUAAUGUAAGCAAGAUAACUUGCUUGCCAUGAAAUAAGCCAGAAAGGAAGGAGAAUAAUGGAGACAAGGUGAUAGACUUGACUUAAACACCACAAAAAAUAGUGUGCUAAUCUGUGGUGAACCCACCUUUGAUGGAAAGCACCAACUUCUACCUUUCCUGAAACAAAUGUUUCACUUACUUUUUCCUGAAAAAAAGGACAUUUGAAGAAGCAUACUGUGUACCUUAGUACCAAUGAUAUUGAUAGAACAUGAUUGCAUGCCUGCUAGAGCUGCAUGAUAGCUAAACAUGAUGCUGCCAGAUAACAUAAGGACAUCUCUAACAUAAGUUGUCUAUGAAAAGAUGAAGGUUCCAGGAAGCUGAUCAUACUUGUGUUUACUGUUUCCUCAUGUUGUUCUGUUUGCUAGAUCUAGACAUCUAGUGCUAGGGAGGUGGCCAUGCAUGAACUGUCUGGUUGGUAAGCCAUGUUUGACCGGACAGUCCAGGUAAAGAAUCAUGAACUAAGUCUAUUUGGUCAAUGCAAACAGUGAUGUCCUAUGUACAAGUGUCAUUGUGAUUUAAGAAGAACUUGGUCAAAGAUGACGCUCAUGUGGUUUGGCACAGUUUGGCACAAUCGGGUCCCAGAACAGCUGAACAAAACAAAAGAUGGGCUUAUAUAUAUUUUCAGGGGGCUUUCUGAAUUUCUGUUUUUCAGAAAUCAAAAGAAAGACACAUAGGGCAGAUGGUAUAUGCUCUUUUGAGUUUGUGUAUUUUCAGGAUCUGAACCACUUUGGCUAUAGUUUACACUGAGUCAAAUGCUACUUGAGGCUUAUUGAUACAACUCUGAAGCUGGCAGUUGCUUAUUAUUGAUAUAAAAAAGUAUUUGGACUGCUGGAGUAGAGAAUUCUCUUGGUGGUUUGACAUCUUCACCUGUACUUACCCGUGUGAAGGAACAAAGAAGCCGGGAGAAGUGGAGCGUGGAACACGGCGACCACGUGGCUCCCCAAACUCCAUGAACCGCGUAGCUGGAAUGAAACAGAAAAUAAAAAUCAAAUCUUUCAAGGAGAAAGCGACGGGGAUUGGUUAAGGAAGAGGAAGGGCUCCUUUGCUUUGCUUGGUUCUUCUUCUUCCUCCUCCUCGUCCCAGUUUGGUUCCGCGACAAGCAAAGGCCACCCACCCCAACCUGACCCGACGCGGCCCACACAACCUCCCUCUCCUUUCCUCCCCGCAUUUGCUCCUCCCCGGCGAUCUAGUCCCCGAUUCGCGCGCAGUUCGCCGGAGAUCUGCGCGUCAAGAAGGCUUCGGGGAGUCCGGGCCGCGGUUGGUAGCUUUUAUAUGGGGAUCUCGCACCCUCUCUCUGACGAGUUCUAUGGCCCCCGCGGCGGCGGCGUGUUGCUGUCGCCCGAGAGGACGCCCCCGUCCUCGCCGCCGCCUGCGUCCUGCUGCUCGGCCGUCGACCAGGACUUCAUGGAGCACGAGGUCUCCAGGAUGGACACGCUCGCCGGCAUCGCCAUCAAGUACGGCGUUGAGAUAUCUGACAUUAAGAGGGCGAAUGGUCUUGUGAGUGACAGCCAGAUGUUCGCACACAAGGCAUUGCUUAUACCUCUACCAGGAAGACCCAUGCCAUCAUCUGUCAGGUUGAAUGGUUCCAGUCAAAGAUCGAAAAGAGCGUGGGCUCCAAACCAUCAGCAAAACAGGGAUGUUGAGGAUUCAUUAGAUUCAUGCAAGUCUGGUCAGCAGCAGUCGUCGCUUGCAAUGAGCAACUUGCAGAGCUACUAUGGCCUUGACUCUCAAAGAGGAGAUUACAGUACUGAAAUGUCCUUGUACAGCAAGGGAAGUCCCCAACGCAUUGGCACCGAAGCGUUGCUCGAUUACUCUUCUCCACUGGACAGUAUGCAAAGUACUGGCAGAAGCCAGGACUCGGAAGACACUACAAAUGGUGCGAGUGGCACAAAGGGCAAUGGGGCAACCAAAGCAAAGCAAGAUGGUUCCAUACGCAGGCGGCAGAAAGUGGAAUCCGACCAUCUAUCGAACACGACUGAUACCCAGGAUGAUCUUCUGUCAGACUCAAUUAAGAUGAUCAAGAGUUUCUUGCCGAAGCCGCUUUCCAGCAUCCGUCUUAAUAUGGACACGAGCAGCCCGGAUCCCACCGCGAAGAGCAAUGGCUCACUUCUAAGCGGGUUUAAAUCGGUGCGGAAGUCACCAAGUGCGCCAAACUUUGCAGAUUCAGAGAAUGGGAUCUCCAUGUGGUCAAGUUCCAAGUGGACCUUCAACCACGAGUCCUUCACCCGACCAUUGCUCGAUGGCCUGCCGAAACCCUCACCGGCUCGCAGGGCGAAAGCUGCUCUGGACUGAACCUACUCUUCUAUGUCGUUAUCAUAGUGGGUUGUCUGCUAAGAUUGCUACGCCUCUCCAAGUUCCAUGUACCGUGAUAUCUGUGUGUCAGCUGAUCGAAUCAGGGGGCGGGGAUGGAAGAGGAGACUUGGUUCGAUAUGAUCUGCCGCCUUGUAAAUCCUCGUUCCUGAAAGUGACUUAUCUGCCACGUAGAACCUCGUUCCUCAGAGCGACGAUCACACGAAGGGUUCACUUAGUCAUCCAGAGGAAGUGCUGCUGCAUCAUUUUCCCUGCUUUUCGAUCUCAGGUGGUAUCUGCUAAUUAAUCAUUCAUCCAUAUUUUAAAAUUGUACAGCACAUUAUACAAAUGAGUAGGUUGUAACUGAAUACAAGUAUUGCCUUCCACUUUGACAUGGUCAAGUCUCUUA